Molecule: messenger RNA, 1353 nt
Organism: Melospiza melodia melodia
Lineage: Eukaryota; Metazoa; Chordata; Aves; Passeriformes; Passerellidae
Product: oocyte zinc finger protein XlCOF19-like
Exons: 3
Coding region: 119-895 (258 amino acids)
Biological process (GO): regulation of transcription by RNA polymerase II
Cellular component (GO): nucleoplasm
Molecular function (GO): DNA-binding transcription repressor activity, RNA polymerase II-specific; RNA polymerase II cis-regulatory region sequence-specific DNA binding
Source: RefSeq, a predicted model, not a curated record
CCGCCAUUGUUGGUAGCCCGCUCACGCGGCAGAGGCGGGAGAUUGUGAGGGGAGAGCGGAGCUGAGGAUUUCCCAUUGCCGACCCCUGGUGGACUGCUGGACUCUGAGGAAGAGGACGAUGUCCCAGGACACUGAGGCAGAGCAGGAGCUGAGCAUGGAGAGCAGGGAGGACAAAUGCCCGCGGCAGAACCUGGUGGCAGAGGCUGUUUUGAGCGGCUCCACGGCGCAGGAAGCCAACGGGGAGGAAAAGCCCCGGAGAUGCCGCAUGAGGAGGGGCUGCAAAUGCAGCUGGCGGGGAUCUGAGGGGGAAAGAGCCAGCCAGGGCCGGGAAGGCAGCCGGAGAUGGAGCCAGAGCUCGGAGCUGGUGCUCCAUGAGAAGCUCCGUGAUGGGGAGAAGCCCCACACGUGUGUGGAGUGUGGGAAGAGCUUCAGGUGGAAGUACAAGCUCAUCAACCACCAGUGGACCCACACUGGGGAGAGGCCCUACGAGUGUUCCAAGUGUGGGAAGGGGUUUAAGAUCAGGUCCCAUCUCUUACGGCACUAUCACAUUCACAGAGAGGAGAGGCCCUUCCAAUGCCCUGAGUGUGGGAAGGGAUUCAAGGACAGCUCUACCCUUGUCAAGCACCGCCGCAUCCACACUGGGGAGAGGCUCUACGAAUGUGAUAAAUGCAGCAAGAGGUUUCAGACCAGCUCCAAUCUCCUCCUGCACCAGCGCAAGCACACAGAGGAGAGGCCCUUUCGCUGCCCUGACUGUGGGAAGGGAUUCCAGCGCAACUGCACGCUCGUCAGGCACCGGCGCAUCCACACUGGGGAGAGGCCCUAUGAGUGUCCCCAGUGUGGGAAGAGCUUCUCCAGGAACUCUUCCUUGACCCGACACCAACGGAGGCGCCACUAAGGGAAGCCCUGUGAGUUGCCCCGAGUGUGGGAAGAGCUUUGUGUGCUGCUCCAGCUCCAUCCCCCACUGGAGGAGGCACUUUGGGAACAGCCCUGGUCACUCACAUUCGCUGUGAUCCAUGUUGGCAACACACCUGUCUGCUUCUACUUUUCGUUUCACCUUAAUUUUUUCUUCUUCUCAAUCUCUUUGCACUCCAACAGCCAAGAGGGAUGGAUCUCUCACUUCAAAACCACUCAAAUCCCAGUGAAAAUAGCUCAAUCCCAUCCCAGAAAUGCUCAAACCCACCUCAGAAAAACCCAAUCCCAUAGCAAAUUUACUCGAUUCCAUAGCCUCCAGAGUGAGAUGGGCUUGGGAGGAGACUGGGAGAUAUGGGAUCCCAAUUUGGAGUGGUGGGAAGAGGAUUGUGUGGGGCUGGGUGUGUGGGAUGUAUUUGAUAGCAAAUAAAACUCUCAGACGUA